UCAAACUUUUUUUUUUCUUUUUCUGCCUUUGCCAUUUAAUUGAUUUCUAGCAGGCUGUUUCAGUUUAUCUUGGUUUUGCUGUCCUGUUUUGCUUCCAUUAAGAGAAGAGUCCACAAGAUAAUCUGAGUUUAGAAGCCAUCUAAUGCCUUAAUGGCUUGCCAGAUAUAUUGGUUGAUUUUGAUGGGGCUUUUCUGUGUUAGCUGCGAAGUAUCUGAGCCUGUAGAUACGAUGUGCACUGAGAUUAUAGCCAACAAAAGCUAUAGCUGUGAAGAUUUAGGACUGAGAGAGAUUCCUGAAAGACUUCCAGCCACAACAGAAACCCUUGACUUCAGCUUUAAUUUGCUUUCUUCCCUUCACAAUUCAACCUUCAGCAAGCUAAAGAAUCUGAUAUAUUUAGACUUAACAAGGUGUCAGAUUAACUGGGUGUACGAAGGUGCCUUUCAAAGCAAUGCUCAUCUGAACAUUAUUGUCUUGACUGGAAAUCUACUCUUGUUUCUGGCUGACACAGCAUUUGUUGGCCCGCAGUCUCUGAAGCAUCUCGUCUUAACUCAGACAGGUCUAACCAGUUUAGCAUUUAUUCCAAUGCAGAAUCUGGAUAAUUUAGAGACUUUUGACUUGGGCAGCAAUCACAUCUCCUCACUGAAGUUCCCUCCAAGCUUUCCCACCAGAAACCUCAAAUACCUUGAUUUUCAAAUGAACAACAUACAAAGAAUAGCAGCAAAAGACACAGAUAUUCUGCUGCAGACAAAGAAUUUAACUCUGAUCUUGAAGGGCAAUGAUAUUAUGCACAUUGAAGCUGGGGCGUUCCAGUCCAAUUUAUUUUACAGCUUGGACUUUGGAGGUUGCAUUGACAUUUCUGUGGUUUUAGCAGGGAUGCAGGAUACCAGAACCCAUACUCUUUGGUUGGGGACAUUUGAGGAUGCAGAAGAUGGGAUUCCCAUAAACCCUACUAUGCUACGGAACCUGUGCAAUAUCUCUGUGGUGGAUAUCAGUCUGCAAAAGCGGCAUUUCCUUCAUUUGACUGCUGCCACAUUUCAGUGUUUGAACAAACUUCAAAGGCUGGAUCUGACUCAUACCUACAUCAGUGUGUUACCUCCUGACAUCAGUGGCAUGAACAUGUUGGAAGAAUUAAUUCUCAAUAGGAACGCCUUUAAGCACAUUUGCAACAUUAGCUCCACCGCCUUCCCCUCUCUCACCCACCUGUAUAUCAGAGAAAAUGCUGAGAAUCUGGAUUUAGGCUCUGGCUGUUUAGAAACACUGUCAAAGCUUCAACACCUGGAUUUAAGCCACAGUUGCAUAGAAAAUUUAGACUGCUGCAGCAACCAGCUAAAAGGCCUGAGUGGAUUACAGCACCUGAAUCUGAGCUACAACAAACAGCUUCAGCUCCAAGAUUUGGCCUUUAAGGAAGGUGCUAACCUGGAGCUCCUGGAUUUAGCUUUUACACGUCUUCACAUCAAUGCUUCCCAGGGUCCUUUCCGCAAUCUGCAUCUCUUGCAUGUCCUGAACCUUUCUUACUCCUAUAUCGAUACCAACAUUCAGCACCUUUUACAGGGGCUGCAAAACCUUUUCCUGUUGAACCUUAGAGGGAAUACGUUUCAGUCAGGGACCAUUCCGAAUGAAAAUCUCUUUCGCCAGGUACCCGGUUUAGAGGUGUUAAUUUUAUCAUUCUGUGAUCUGACAGCUGUACAAAACCAAGCAUUUCACACCCUCAAGAAGCUAAAGCACGUUGACCUGAGCCACAACAAGCUUAUUGCAUUCAGCACAGAUGCCUUUUCCAAUCUCAAGAGCAUCUAUCUCAAUUUUGCCGAUAAUAGGAUCCAUAUUAUACCACGUGACAUGUUAACUAACUUAUCCGGCCAGAGUAUAAUCAAUUUAAGUUACAAUCCACUGGAAUGCACCUGCUCUAAUAUUGGUUUAAUAACUUGGUACAAGCAGAAUAUGGAUAAAAUUGAAGACCCUGAAGGGACAGUGUGUUGUGAGCCCAAAGCUCUAGCAGGUGCUAAGCUGUCCACUGUAACACUCUCCUGUGGGAUCAGCGUUGCAGGAAUUGUUUGCACUGUGCUGGGUUUGAUGUUGCUUGUUGCUGUUAUCUUGGUUUGGGUCAUACGCUUUUUAAAGAGAAAUUACCAACAACUCUAAGUGAAAGGUGGCUCCAUAACAGUCAUUUUUAAAUAAAGGAAGAAAGGACAGUUACUAGACAGACUCUGAAGAAAAGGUAAUUGCUCCUACUUGUUGCUUUGUUCCUGGGCAAUACGCCUUUUAACCUUAGUAUUGCACGCCCCAUUCUCAUUCUUAGCAACUGAUUUAAGAAAAAUUACUAUAAAAAACAAACCAGGGCCAGAUCCUGUGAAGAACUUUAGCCACAAAAGCAACACAGUAGGGUCCUGAUCUAUGGCAGGGGCUCCUAGGCUCUCUGGUAAUACAAAUAAUAAUAAUAAUAAUUAGUCCCACUGAAGUCUGCCACUAGUCCUCAACUAUAAGCUAGCACUGGGGCCUCAGGCAGCUGAGUGAGCUAGGAGGAAAGCGGGGAGAAAUGAAGUGGGAAUACUGGUUCCCCCAAAUGAAUGAGCUGCUCUGAAGUCAGAAUUUAGUGCUAUCUGAAUGGCUGAGGCAAUAGCACGGCUGGUCCUGCACACGUGGUUGCUCUAAAAGAAAAUUAGACUGGCCUCUUUCCUGGUCAUUGUUCACUGUAUCACGGGGUGUAGGUGAGAUGCAGGGCCUUAUUUCUUGCCCUCAAAAGUGCGGGGCAAGGGUUUGUGGGGAAUCAGGGGCAGCUUGUGGGGGGAAACUAGGGGGAAAUCAAGGCAAUCUGUGGAACUUUGCAGUCACCGGCCAGAAGGGAACCUCUUAUCAGGGAAUUUCUAGGCACAAUAGUUCAUGUCUUGUCUACUAGCCUGUCACCCAUAUCUCUUCCAUAUUAACCCCUUCUUCUCCCUUGGCUCCUGGCCACUUCCUUUCCCACCAGUAGCCCCUCACCUUUUCCUCAAUAGCUCCUGUCACCCCUUUCCACCUCUCCCCCCACCAUUUCCCCCCACAAGCUGGUAUCCCCAGCCGCAGCUCAACCCCCCUGCUGUGGUACUGACCCUGCUGCAGCCAGUUCCUCCCCUCUGCUGGGCCUGGAAAAGCAGGAGGAAUAGAGCAGACAGAGAGGUUGUAGGAACAUGAGCGAGGGGGCCAGUAUGUGUGUCUCUCACAGGACCCUUAUGCAUUUUGCAGUAUUGAACAUGUGAUGAUUUAAUGAAUAAAUAUUGUUUAUUUUCUCCAUAUACUAAUUGUGGAGCAUUUGUAACAGCAGUUGUGACAUUGACAAUGCACCUUCACAGCUGGGCUUGUACGGGGGCAAAUAACUGAGCCAACAAUGCAGCUGUGAUUUGUGAAAUGCAGUAAUAAUGACAGCCAAAGCCAGGCUUUUCCUGAAAGUUGAUGGCCAGCUGUUUUCAAUUCCUCUAACUGCCAGGAAGUGCCCAAAGCUGGAGGUCAUUACUGUUCAAAUGAGUCACUCUCCUCAGAGCAGAGAAGUCCUGUGGAUCCUUGUCUGUAAUGCCCUUUACUGAGGGGCUAGAGAGGACUCAAUCACUCACAGGUUAAUUUCCCAGCCCAGCAGAAGCCCCAUCCCACCUCCUGGCUCCUGCUUUCACUCCCCAGGCAAGCAGCACCCUUCCCUCUCCCUCUAAGGACGGACCAGGGAGAGCUAAACAUGUUUACUUGUGGCUCAGCCCCCACAACUUCCCUGCUUCUGGCAUAUUGCAGGUUCUCCCAAUUCAACCUGCCUCCCAUCUACUGGUUCAUGGACUGAGGGAGGGGUCAGGAACAUGCAGCUAAAAGAUGGGUCAUGUCAAGAGGUCAGAUCAAGUGAAGAGGGAGGGAGAUUCCUGUGUGGGGACCAUUUCCACCCAAACCUCACCUUGCCAUUCAAGCAGCCAGAAAUUCUCCUUGCUCCCCAGGAUCACUCCCCAGCUGAAUGGUCACAGAUAUCACAGUUAUAUGUCGCACUUACAUACACCUCCACCUCAAUAUAAUGCUUACCGUAUUAUAGGUGAAACCACAUUAUAUUGAACUUGAUUUGAUCCACUGGAGUACGCAGCCCCCCUCCUCCCCGGAGCACAGCUUUACCGCGUUAUAUCUGAAUUCGUGUUAUCUCGGGUGGCGUUAUAUCGGGUUAGAGGUAUCCUUUUGUCGAAGGAACUCAGAGCACUUUGCAAAGGUAGGUUAGUCACACCUUCCCUUGACAAAUGCAUGAACGGAGGCAGAGAGGUCUGUGAACUGGCCUCAGGUCACAUAAUGUGUCAGUGGAAGAGGUGGGGAAAGCACCCACAUACCAUGAAACCCAGUUUUUCUUCUCAGUUUUGGUUUCAAUGCUCUGCAGUGCACUAUUGUAGUGGCAUGGGAUAGUUACUCAAGUACCCAGGGUCCGGAGCAGGAUUGUAUUCAGAGCCUCUAGCCCCUCCCGCUUCCUGCACCAUUGAGGCUACUCUGCUAUUUUUAGUGCUCUAGCUUGAUCAAAGCUGAUGCACGUACAUCUACCAAGCUGAAAUUUACACUUCCAACUCAAGUGUAGACGUGGCCACAGAAAGAAUGACCAACUAGCACACAAGAAAGGAAGACCUUAGGGAAUACAAGAUGAUAUUCAGUCCAGGAUCAUGAAUGUGUAUUUGCAACUCUUGAUAUAU
Messenger RNA from Mauremys reevesii (Reeves's turtle), 4670 nucleotides. RefSeq names its product CD180 molecule (gene CD180). The record is from RefSeq and is a predicted model, not a curated record. Lineage: Eukaryota; Metazoa; Chordata; Testudines; Geoemydidae. Gene Ontology annotation, cellular component: extracellular matrix. Gene Ontology annotation, biological process: B cell proliferation involved in immune response; positive regulation of lipopolysaccharide-mediated signaling pathway; cellular response to lipopolysaccharide. Gene Ontology annotation, molecular function: protein binding. Bases 151 to 2139 code for a protein of 662 amino acids. The transcript is spliced from 3 exons.